AUGCCGCGGCCGCUCAGCGUCUCUGAGAGCAUGGAGAGGGCCUGCACUGAGCAGCAGAGCCUGGAAGAGGAUGAUGAUGAUGACAAUGACAACGAGGAGUUCAGUUACACCUGUCCCUUGGCACAUCCUCCACCCCCAUGCAUGAAUUUGGGUGACACUCAGCUGGGAGACGCUGAGUUCUCAUUUAAGCCAGGGCACUCUUGCACGGUGAGAGAUGACGGAGAGAAAAACAGAAUAUAUGCCAAAAGGUUGGCCAGGCACGCGUUGGAGCUCAAAGAGAAUGCUCAGGAGUUUGAGGAACCAUUUUACAAAGACACGGAGAUGUCCAACGGCCCGUUCGAGGAGGAGGACAGCAGCUGGACCAGGACCUACCACCUCCCUGUGCACCAAAGGAAACACACGUCUCAAGCUGCCAACGCGUCACCACGCGGUUGCUAUGACUCCUACCAGCAUGACCCGUUUUCCCUAUGGGCCCAACCCAGCGACCCAUACCUCUCCAGCCUGGAGAACACCAGGGGAGCAGACCCCCACAGGUGGCACGAGGAAUCCAUCGGGGACCGGGAGAACUCCUCGCUGCGUGUGUCCUACAGCGAGCUGUGGGAGGAGAACAACAAGCUGCGCAGGGUGGUGCGGAGCAUGCAGGGCUCUCUGGAGAGCCAGGCUCAAAGCAUGAGGAGCCUGGAGCGUCGGCUGAAGGCCAGUCUGGCCAAGGAGGAGAGGAGGGCCCAGGGGCUGCAGGCCCUCAACCAGCAGACGGAGCGCAGCCUCCAGAUCAUGACCCAGCGGGCUCUGGAUGCGGAAAACCACGUGGAGAAGCUGAAGCAGGAGAUGCUGCUUCUCCAGGGAGAGCUGGAGUCCUCCAAGGUGAAGAAUGAGAACCUGAGAGUGGGGCAGAGCAUGGACCCGGAGGCGGUGAAGCACAACGUAGAUUUUGCCUUGAAGAACCUCCAGAAGAUAAUAGCGGGUGCAAACUGGUCCAUCAAGCAGCUGGUUGCUGGGACAGAGUCGCUGAAUUUUGUCACUGAGAUUCUUAAAUCCACGGGCAAAAUUUCUGAUGCUGAAGCAGAGAAAAAAGAAUGAAUCAAACACUGUGGAUGUGUUCAACCACAGCCUAUACAAAAACUUUUGCUCUCACAUGUGU
Molecule: messenger RNA, 1141 nt
Organism: Lagopus leucura (white-tailed ptarmigan)
Lineage: Eukaryota; Metazoa; Chordata; Aves; Galliformes; Phasianidae
Product: endosome-associated-trafficking regulator 1-like
Exons: 1
Coding region: 1-1080 (359 amino acids)
Biological process (GO): regulation of cytokinesis; positive regulation of protein localization to cilium; positive regulation of cilium assembly
Cellular component (GO): recycling endosome; centrosome; ciliary basal body
Source: RefSeq, a predicted model, not a curated record